Colletotrichum truncatum is the source of this 1113-nucleotide messenger RNA. RefSeq lists its product as uncharacterized. The record is from RefSeq and is a predicted model, not a curated record. NCBI's taxonomy places the organism in Eukaryota, Fungi, Ascomycota, Sordariomycetes, Glomerellales, Glomerellaceae.
AUGUCUGGAUAUAAUGAUGCCAACGCCAGGGCUCCUUUCCAUCCCUUAGACCCGUUUAACUGGACUCUGAAUACCUCACUAGAGAAUAUUCCAAGGUACCUUUUCCGCGUUUCUGAUCCCAAUUCGUCCGGAAUGACAACUCAAACUGAGGCGGUUUCCCCGGCUGCCCUGAAGUCGUCAAAACAAGAAACCGACCUCUACCAAAUGGAGCGCAAGAAAGCUGCCGACCUUCUCAAUGAUCACCUGCAGUGGCAAUGCGCCGACCAAAAGCAAGAGUACCCAUGCAACCUCCUAUCCUGGACCAGUUCCCCCUUGGCUGCCUUUCAAUACUGUUUGUUCCGUCACAAGGCAUUGGGCCAACAACAAAAGUUGUCAGAUAUCAAAAUCCUAAUGGUAGAUACUGCCCAGUUCGACCGCGGAUCCCAUGUGUUUGCACGAGAUUUACAAGUCUUGGAAUAUUUCCAUAGAUUUCACAAAAGCUCAGACGGGUAUAGUCUCGAGUCGCUCUACAAUAUAAGGGCCAAAGGUACUUUCUACCUUGGUGAGUACCUAUCCCAAGGAAGACUUGCCUUGGACCCAGAAAAGUCCUGUCAAGUUUCUAUGGAAGAGCUCAUUGCUCGUGGCCUUUUUAAUGUCCAUCCAGGGCUGGGAGAUGAAGCGUUUUGGAACGGAUGGCCUACACGGGUGAACAUGCUACGAAACAAGAUGGGAUCCAACUUACCUCAGAUAACGAUCGGGCAAGUUCAAGCAGCUAUUGACGUGGGGAAAGGUUUCAAGAAGUUUGAGCUAGAAGCAGCCUUCAUGAUCUUGGGUAUCAGCCCGUAUGAUUUGCGCGGUAGCUCCUCAACUAUUCUGCAGGUGCUUCAGCAAAACUACUCUAUGCAAAAGAUUCAAAGCAACGCAUUCUCAGCCAAUCUCAUGUUUGAUAUGGACUCUGGGAGAUUGCUCGAGGUACAGAGAUGGCAGGAAUUGCAUGAUUACAUUAGGGGGAAGCCUGCAAUUAAUAUCAGCGAAAUGCAGCAAAGAGCGGAACAAGCCGACGUAGAAGAAGGAGUGGGUGAUCUCGCGGCUCGUUUUACCAACUUGUGGGCUCGCACCGAGGCUUCAGCCUGA